Molecule: messenger RNA, 273 nt
Organism: Exaiptasia diaphana
Lineage: Eukaryota; Metazoa; Cnidaria; Anthozoa; Actiniaria; Aiptasiidae
Product: protein pelota homolog
Exons: 4
Coding region: 15-242 (75 amino acids)
Biological process (GO): nonfunctional rRNA decay; ribosome disassembly; nuclear-transcribed mRNA catabolic process, no-go decay
Cellular component (GO): cytoplasm
Source: RefSeq, a predicted model, not a curated record
AGUUUUUUGAUUACAUGAUUCAACAAGCAACAAAAUUGGAAUGGAAAGUUUUAUUAGAGAACAAAUCAAAGUUUCUUUUGGUGCAUUCUUCAUCAGGACAUAAGCAUGCUUUGAAAGAAAUUUUAUCAGAUUCUUCAAUUGCAAGCAGGCUUGCAGACACAAAGGCCAGCAGCGAAGUAAAGGCCCUUGAUACAUUUUAUUCUACACUUCAAAAUGAACCAGACAAAGCUUAUUAUGGGUAAGAGCUAAACGUUUACACGGGAUCUAAAUUUC